Molecule: messenger RNA, 1820 nt
Organism: Fragaria vesca subsp. vesca
Lineage: Eukaryota; Viridiplantae; Streptophyta; Magnoliopsida; Rosales; Rosaceae
Exons: 5
Coding region: 738-1283 (181 amino acids)
Biological process (GO): RNA modification
Molecular function (GO): RNA binding; protein binding
Source: RefSeq, a predicted model, not a curated record
UGGUGGUAGGAGAAAUGUGAGUUUGUCAAAGAGAGUGGAAGAGGAGAGUAGGAGGAGUUCGGGUGCUGAAAAGAGAAAUGUGGAUAUACAUUAUAUCUUCUGCUUAAGUGGCUGGUGGCUUUUGUUAGUGUUUUAUGUACUUGGAGUGCAUCAAGUCUAAAAAAAAAAAAAUCAUGGGCUGAAAAAGGACAAGUGGUUUGUUAUUCAUGUAUGCUUUUCUAUGGAUAUAUUUUUCAUAAUCUUAUCUAUUACUCACUCAUUUACUAACAAUUGUAUGUUAUUCAUGUGCAAGAUGGUGAUCGUGGGGAAGAGGAAGGACCGAGCCACUAAGGCCAGUGCUUUGAUGGAGUAUAUACGAAAGAGCGUCGGCUCAGCUAGCAGUAGCAGCCACCCUUCCCCCAUGCCGGCUGAGACAGUACCACCAGGGGCUCCCCUCUUGAUCGUGCGGUCCUCUACCGUUGACACUAGUUCAACGGGAUCUCCAUCAUCUACACCGACACCCGAAUCUGCAAGACGCAUCGUCGGCAGCGCUCGUUUGAAAGUUAGAAGCCUAACAGCUCCGGCCCCGAAAAAGAAGCGGGGUUUAUGUUCUGAAAAAAAGGCGGAGGAUAUCGUUGCACAAACGGGGCAGAAGAUCAAGCUGCAGUAUUGCCCCCGUGUAAAAGACCCUAGCGUGAGGGGGGAUAAACAGCUUGGUGGCGCAUGAUAUCAGUUCUGCCAUACGGAGUCUGGUGGGAAUGAGGGCAAGGAUGUUCUACGACCUUGAUCAGGAGGAGAAGUGGAAGGUGUGGAAUGCACUGUCACCGAAGUACGAGUGGGAUGAAAAUGAUGAGCCAAUGUUCGAUUGGAUACUGAAGAGGGCACAAGAGAGGUACAAGGACUGGAAGUACCAGUGUCACAAAGCUUAUCUGAAGGAAGGGCCCUCUGGCAUGCCUUCAGAUUUCAUUGGGAGAGAGGACCAGUGGGAGUUUCUAUGCGAGCACUUUGAAUUAGAUGCGUUCAAGAGACUCUCCUUGGCAAACAAGCGGAACCGUGGGGAGAAGACUAUGCACCACCACACAGGGUCUUCUCUUAUCACCUACACAAUGGAGGAACUCAAAAUACAAGGCGAGCAGCUUCCAAUAAUCAAAGGUUUUGAGAAUACCUAUGUCAGGGCCGGUGAUGAAGUUACGACCAAGCAUUAUAAUGACAUGGUUGAUGAGGUCAAUAAACGAAAUGAUGCAUUUAAGGAACAACACCCUGACGCGACGGAGGAGGAUAUUAUGGAAAGUGUUCAGUCCUAACAAAUUGAGGUGUUGGGUACGGUGCUUAAAACUCGGAAAGGAAAGGAGAUCAGAGGGAUGGGAUGAGGAGGCAAGCGAGACUUGAGCCAUUCUUCAAAUGGUUCCAUUUCACGUAGUCGUCCUAGAGUUGAUGAGCAGCAACUCCAAGAGAUGCAGGAGCGCUAUGAGCGGAGACUAAAGGAAUCAGAGGAGCGUGCCCAACAACAAUUGCAAGAGGUCCAGCAGCGUGCCCUGCGUGCGGAGUCUAUGUAUAACGCUGUGCAGUCCCAAUUUGCAGCCAUAUAUGAGCGCCUAGGUAUGCCACCUCCUCCUCCUCCAGUUGUUUCUCCUCCUCCAUAUGUUUCCCCACAAAACAAUGAUGAUAGAGGCGACAACUAUGAAUUGGACAAUAGUGCCCCUUGGAAUUAUUGAUUUUGUAGUACUUCAAUCAUAGUUUAGCUAGAUUGUAUGAACAAUUUUCUACCUAUAGCUAGUUCAUUAAUUAUUUUGUAUAUAUAUUUGCAAAUAUUUGUCCAUCUAGUUAUCAUGAUCAAUAUA